CAAGGAAUGGACGAUGUUUCUCAUUUUCAUGAUUUAAACGUUUUUGUCGUGUUGGUGAGUAAGGAAGCCGGAGUGCAGGAUGUCCAAAUUAUGGCAGCAUCCCUACGUAAAUCUUUUUAAACAUUAUAACAUCUCAGAGUGGAAGAAAUGUGCAAAAGAAGGGGAUGUUACUGCCAUUAUGGACAAGCAGUUAAAAUGCACAGUUUAUCGUAUCACUGGUUCAAUUCCUGCUGGGAACUACAUUCAGUUUCCACGUACAUCAACACAGUCGCUAAGCCUAACUGGAAGACAUCUUUACGUCCUGUUUAAACCGAUAUCAGGGAAAUAUUUUGUGACGCAUAUUGAUGUCGCUACUGAGGAUGGUUUGGCGAUAAGAAUCUCGUUCUCAAAUCUUUUCAAAGAGUUCAAAUCCACAUCGACCUGGUUGCAAUUUCCGUUUGUGCCGAGGCCCCCACCUGGAUCCCUUGAUGAGGCAAUCUUGGCGACUUCCACAAGUCAAGACAACCUUGGUCAUGUCUCUGUUUCCACACGCUACACAUUCCUUAUGCUUGAUCUAAAAUACAUUGUCUCAUUUUACCUGAAUAAGAAGUACUCUUACCUGAAGAACAUACGUCUGUGUGCAAAUAUGUUCGUCAAAGGUCUCUUCACCAGUGACACAGACUAUGAACCAGGACUCUCCAUCAGCGAGGCUCGAAGGCUUGGACUCAUUUCAACUGGUUAUGUCCCAGUCCCCAGAGACAUGGCGUUUCAUGUGCCCAAGGGGGCAAACUGGAGUGAUCUGUAUGAUGUCAUCAAAUUUCCUGGAAAGAGUAAGCCGUCUGUAAAGAGCAUAGGUAUAAUUCAUGGAAAUGGUAUGGAGGACAAGACUUUAGUCCCAGCAUCUGAUCAAAGCGACCAUCAACCAAGAGAUCAUCAGGAGAAUAACUGCAAACAACAUCAAGCAAUCUCCUCAAGAGUUGCUCUGGUUGACAAACUUAGCCCAAAGAAAAGUGUGAGAAAGAGGAGACAAGUGGUUGCAACUCAUGUUCCUGUGGCAGGUUUAGAAGUCCCAGUUGGAGUUCAAACGAAAGAUCAUCUUGACACUCAAGUUUACGCUUACAAAUCAUCGAAGAAAGUUUCUUCACCUGGCAAAGACUCUUCCGUUGAGAACGACAGAAAACAACGAGAGAGCAAACAUAAGAAAAAAAUAAUGUUUUCCAACACGGAAGAGCCGGAAAAACAAGCCAGACCUCAAACAACUCGUUCCGGAUUCAAGAGUCUAAAACCGGAUCCAAUCUUAAAACUAAAACGUAUCGUUGGUUACGGUGGCGCAACGUACAAGGAGGUGCUGUGGACAAGGAAUGGCGCAUGCGUGGUCUAUCCAAGCCACGCAAUCAUCGUAUCCAUGGAAAUAUCCACUGGCCAUCAACGCUUCUUUAUUGGUCAUACUGAUAAGGUCUCAGCUAUCACCUUCAAUGGCAACACUUCAAUUCUCGCAUCGGGUCAACUAGGACAGUCCACAGUCAUUCGCAUUUGGAGAUAUCAUUCAGGAGAUUGCAUCGCGAUAUUCAACUCUCAAGUUCGAAGUCUUCAUUGUCUCAGUUUCUCCAACAGCGGCGGCGUUCUGUGUGGUUGUGGUAAGGACAACCAUGGAAAACAUAUGGUCGUGGUUUGGGACACUUCACGCUGCGGCAAAUCUGGUGAGGUAUCCGUCAUUACCAAAGCACACACAGACAUCGAUAUUGCUCGAAUCAAGAUCUCUCCAUCUGAUGAUACAAGGAUGGUGUCGUGUGGUGAGGAUAAUAUCAGGUUUUGGAGAGUGAGGCACGGAUCAUUGCGGUCGUGCCCUGUUGAUCUUGGCAGUGAUCACUCUCUGGAGUUUACCGACGUUUGUUUUGGUCAUGAAACUGUCGAUCACAAUAGUAAAAAACACAAAAUGAUUUUUGUUUCCUGCAAACAAGGCACCGUAUUUGAGAUCAACUGUGAGCUAAUUGUUAUCCACAAGAUUCAUCGGCUUCUGCCGACGGGAAAUCGACAAGAUCUCGUCAAAUUGACGACCAGUGAAUCUGGGAUUGGUAUUAAUUGUAUAUCAGUGAACGAGGCUUUCUGUGUCACUGGAUCUGCCGAUGGUUUCCUGAGAUUGUGGCCCCUGGAUUUCUCAGGUGUGAUCCUGGAGGCAGAACAUGAUGGUCCUGUAUCAGCUUUGGAUAUCAACUCAGAUGGGCUCUCUGUUCUUGCUUCAACGCUAACGGGUAAUAUUGGAAUAUUGGACAUCUCCAGCCGUUCUUACAAGACUUUGAUGAGAUCACACACGGAACAAAUUUUGGACUGUUCAUUUGACCCGACACGACGUUGCCUGGUAACCAUAUCUGAUGACGAAACCAUCCGUGUCUGGGACUUGGACAACCUCUGCCAGCUGUUUGACUUCAGAGCAGCCAACGAGAAACCAUGCACAGUCGCCUAUCAUCCUCAUAAACAAAUAUUUGCUUGUGGCUUCCGUAAUGGCGCAGUUCGCGUGUUCAAUAUCGCCACAGCUAGUAUGUUGUCAGAACACAAGGAACAUAAAGGGUCUAUAACUGGUCUAGCUUUCUCACCAAACGGUGAACAUAUGUACACUGGUGGAUCGCAUGGGGUCCUAGCGCUGUAUGAGGGGUCAACAGAGGACUUUAGUGUACAACGGAUGUUAGUGAACACGGUGGUACGAGGGGAACAUUUUUCCCCCGAUGUUCUAGCAGUCAGUCAGGAUAGUCAACGCCUGGCAGUGAUUGGUCCGUCAGAGUACCUGAUUACUGUCAUGGAUAGCAGGACUUUGAACGAGGUUCUUCGUAUUGAUAUCACGACAAUGGACACAGACAAUGGCAAGACAAACGUGGACACAGCAGUCAGAUUGUGUUAUGCCCCGGCUUCGUUAAGACAACUUUUGGUAGUCACUGCAAGUUGUAGACUGUUGAAACUUGAUGCAUACACAGGACAGUUGCUAAGUGAGGUCACAAAUAUUCAUCGCUCUAAAUGCACAAGUCUCGAUCCAUUCUCGACCGGACAUUUCCUUGCAACAGCUGGCGAUAAGGUGGUCAAGAUCUGGGAUUACCACAUGAGAAUGGACUUGAAUUUUCAGGUUUUCAUUGGCCAUUCAGAAGCGAUUGUGAAGGUUUGUUUCACUCCAGACCUUCUCGGUCUAGUCAGCAUCGGAGAGGCUAUCUUCAUAUGGGAUUUCCUUGGAGAUGGCCGUGUUACAAAGGAACCUGGCGGAAGAGAAGAGCCGAAGAAAUAUCUCAGGGAUGAACCAGACAAAAGUGUUCGAGUUUCUGGUGAUAUGACGUCACAUCAAGCAGUUAUCGACGAUUCGGAAUAUAGUCCCAGGCCACCGGUGAUUGCGACCGAGUUACCUCCACAGCCUCGUCCUAGUCCAUCGCCUAGCAAACCGAGCAAGGCUCUGGUAACCUCUCCAGUGAAACAGGUCAACCUAGUGGAUAGUUUUAAUCCUUUGGUCACCAAUGCAACGACCGUACCACAAAAUACUCCGGAGAAAAAACAAAGGGAAGAAGACGUGGUAAGACCAACAGGUCAUUCAAAACAGUCAACCAUGACUCAUCCAAGUCCUGCUGUUUCAAAACACUAUAAAAGACGCAAAAGUUCAUCCGCUCUGCCUGAGAGGAAGUAUACUGCUCCACCAAGUCAGGCUGGCCUCUCCCUGGAGGCUAUCUUGGAUUACAAUGGAGACGGGCGUGGUAAUCUCUGCUGGCAUCCCGAAACAGGGUUAUUUGUGUACACCAGUGGAUGUAUCGUCAUAGUUGAGGAUCUUCACGAUGGUCAGCAAAGACACUUGCUCCGCCAUGUUGAGGAAAUCUCAACGCUCGCAUUACAACAUGACGUUCAAGUUCUGGCCUCUGCUUCAGGAUCGUCUGACAUGGUUGCCUCUCGUAUCUGUAUUUGGGAUAUACAUUCAGGCACUUGUAAAAAGGUCCUGACGUACCAUGCCUACGAAGUUGUAUGUCUAGCUUACUCUCGCGAUGACCGAUUCCUUAUCUCAGUUGGGGAUUACAGGGAAUGUUCAGUGGUAAUAUGGGGUACCAAGGACUAUAAUGUACUCACAUCAUCCUACACCAACACUCCUAUCCACGACCUUUCAUGGGACCCUUAUACCAUGAAUGAGUUUGUGUCUGUCGGACAAGAUGGUAACGUCUUGUUUUGGUUGCUAGACGAGACCCGUGGUUCGUUUAAUUUGAACGUUUGUGAAGCGAAAGUUCCAGAAGAUUUACUCUAUGCUUGUAAGGAGGUCGAUUCUAUGGUUCAUUUCACAAGUGUCCGUUAUGCUGGUGAUAGCAUUCUUUAUGUUGGUAAUAGCGCUGGAAUUUUAUCAGCAUGGGACACCAGACAAAACAAAUGUUUUAUUCAUUGGGAAGCUGAUGACGCAGAAAUAGACAUAAUAGUUUGUCAUCGUGGCUCGUUAAUUACCGGUAGCUCUUCGGGACAUCUUCGUUUGUGGUCGGUAGUCGGUGUCGGUGAGAUGAGAUUACCGGGUGAAAACAAUGUAUUGAGUCAGAAUGGUUUGGUGAUUGAAGAUGAGAUGUCUCUGGAUGCUGGUGUAGUUUCAGCAUCGUUCGAUGCCUCGUUAGAAAUGGGUAUUGUUGGGACUGCUGGAGGAACACUGUGGUAUAUAAACUGGAUGGAGAGAACGAGUAUUCGUCUGGUCAGCAGCCAUAGGAAGAAGAUCAAUUCUCUGGUGGUGAGUGGUCCGGACGAUAAAUACUUUGCUACUUGUUCAGACGAUGGUAGUUUGAGAGUUUGGACGGCUGAUGAACUCGAGCAAACUCUGCAGUUUCAAGUCAUGGAUCAGAAAUGUAAUUGCGUGGCUUUUUGUCCAACGCCACAGCCAGAACCAACAAAGAGUCUAACUAGUGAUGGUCAGGUCUUAGCCACAGUUCAUCCUCAUGAGAAACCAGUUGAGAAACCAUUGAGGCCGUCUCACUGUGUGGCUGGUUACGAUGAUGGUACGCUCAGGUUGUUUGAUCUGGGGAGAGUUGAGAUGAUUAUGAAGAUUCAUCCUCAUGGAGGGGCAGUGACUGCUGUUACAUUCUCUGCUUAUGGUCGUGUUUUCAUGAGUGGUGGCUCAGAUGGUGUUGUGGCGAUCAGUAGUCCUGCAACUGGUCUCACGGUCCGCUUGAUUCAAGAUCAUAAAGGAGCACCGAUUACAGACAUGGAUAUUGCACCUGAACAGGAUCAUCAUCCGUCGUUCAGCUCACCAAGACUGUGGCUCAUUGCAAGCGCUGAUCGUAGAGUGAGCGUAUGGAGCACUGAUUGGUCGAAAGAUUUCUGCGAGCUCGUUGAUUGGUUAACCUUUCCCGCGCCAAACUUUGCACCAGAUGGCACAGCUUUGAAGAAAGAUGCCGUGUCUUCGUAUUCUCAUCUUCCACCAAGCUUAGCGAGGUUUUCUCCCAGUGAACCUGAUGUGAUAGUGUAUACAGGCUAUGGACUGAGAAAACAAAUACAGUUCUACAGUUUAUCACAGAGGAAGGUAUUCCGAACUAUAUCGUUAACACAGUGGGCUUCGUGUCUUGAAAUCUCACCUAAAGGUCAUUUGAUAGCCAUUGGAACUAAAGAACGUUUAGUAAAAGUUCUUGAUUAUCAUGAGGGAAGCUUUCAAGAUUUUGAUGGACAUUGUAAUGCCAUCUCUACUGUACAAUUCUCUCCUUCCGGAGAAAAACUCUUUUCUGUUGGAUUUUCUGACGUCGUUCUCUGGAAAGUUGUAAUAUAAAGUAAUCUGUUUUCUAAAAGAAGACAUUUGUGGUAAUGACAUGCUCUGGAAGAGAGUCAAUCUUCCUGGAAAUAGGUGGAUAGCUUAUUUAAAUGAAAGGCGAAUAUUUUUCUGCCGUUGACCACUACUGGUCGUGCACGACAUGAAAUUCAGGAAGCUUUCUUUUCUUCGAGUUUUUACGAAGAAAUAAAACAA
Messenger RNA from Dendronephthya gigantea, 5929 nucleotides. RefSeq names its product WD repeat-containing protein 90-like. The transcript has 38 exons. Gene Ontology annotation, molecular function: protein binding. Gene Ontology annotation, cellular component: centriole. The record is from RefSeq and is a predicted model, not a curated record. The coding region runs from base 80 to 5734 and encodes 1884 amino acids. NCBI's taxonomy places the organism in Eukaryota, Metazoa, Cnidaria, Anthozoa, Malacalcyonacea, Nephtheidae.